Molecule: messenger RNA, 561 nt
Organism: Salvia splendens (bonfire salvia)
Lineage: Eukaryota; Viridiplantae; Streptophyta; Magnoliopsida; Lamiales; Lamiaceae
Exons: 1
Coding region: 1-561 (186 amino acids)
Source: RefSeq, a predicted model, not a curated record
AUGGCAAAUGCUGGUACCCAGAGCAUCAUCAAACACAUGAUAAAAGAACAUAGAGUCUCAAUUUUGGCAAUCAUUGAGCCAAUGAUAAAACCGAAACCUGAAUAUUUCAGCAGGAGGUUUGGGUUGCAAUAUAAGGGGUGUAAUGAAAAUGAACAAAUCUGGAUUUUUGUAGAAAAUGGAGUAGAGGUGGAUGAAUGGGAUAUCUCGGAGCAAGUGUUACAUGGUCGUUUUUCCACUUUGGAGCACCCAACACCAUUCCAUCUGUCAAUAGUGUAUGGGAAAUGUUCUAGAGCUGGGAGACUACCACUCUGGGAUAAAUUAAGGGAGAUUGCUGCUAGAAUGGAAGGAGUACCUUGGUUAGUUGGGGGAGAUUUCAAUACUUUUGUCUCGGAGGAGGAAAGGCAAGGAUCAAACUUAAACAGAAUAGGGGAAAUGAUGGACUUUGCUGAUGUAAUUAACGAAUGUCAGCUUCUUGACCUUGGAGCUGAUGGUUCAAAAUUUACAUGGUCAAUAGGUGAGACAUUUGAAAGAUUGGAUAGGGCUUUAAUAGGUGAAGGAUAG